Molecule: messenger RNA, 4078 nt
Organism: Lepisosteus oculatus (spotted gar)
Lineage: Eukaryota; Metazoa; Chordata; Actinopteri; Semionotiformes; Lepisosteidae
Product: excitatory amino acid transporter 5
Biological process (GO): L-glutamate transmembrane transport
Cellular component (GO): plasma membrane
Molecular function (GO): neutral L-amino acid transmembrane transporter activity; glutamate:sodium symporter activity; L-glutamate transmembrane transporter activity
Source: RefSeq, a predicted model, not a curated record
GAGAGCUGCUUGGUUGAAAAGCCGUAAGUGCUUUGGAAGAGGGGAUCUCGGGCUGCCUUGUUCGUGUCCAUCACUUUUUUCCCUCUCUCUCUUUCUGUCUCUCUCUGUCUAUAUUCCACCUGGACUCUGCUAUCUAUAUAUGGGGUAUUGAUUUUGCCCAGGCUGGGGUGUCACAAUGGCUGUUGCGUUGGAUGCCGUGUGGGUGCGAGUGAAGGACGUGUGUAAAAGGAACGGGCUGCUGAUUCUGUCGGUCCUCUCCGUCAUCAUCGGAUGUCUGCUGGGGUUCUUCCUCCGUACACGGCACCUCUCUGAGCAGGAGGUGAAAUAUUUCCAAUUUCCAGGAGAGCUCCUGAUGAGAAUGUUGAAAAUGCUUAUUCUUCCACUUGUUGUUUCCAGUUUGAUGUCAGGAUUGGCAGCGCUGGACGCCAAGGCCUCCAGCAGACUGGGCAUCAUCACUAUUUCCUAUUACCUGUGGACCACUUUCGUGGCCGUUGUGGUGGGCAUCAUUAUGGUGUCCAUCAUCCACCCGGGGGGCGCAGCGCAGAAGGAGAGCACAGAGGACAGUGGCAAGCCCAUCAUGAGCUCCGCCGACGCCCUGCUCGACCUGAUCCGCAACAUGUUUCCAUCAAACCUGAUUGAAGCGACUUUCAAACAGUACCAAACCAAGAUCACGCAAAUCAUGAAGUCGCCCAAGUCAGCCGCCAUGACUGAAAGCACCACCCGCAGGAUUCUCAUCUAUGGGAUCCAGGACGACAAUGGCACAGACAUCCAGAACUUCUCCCUGGAUCUUACACCCCCUCCCGAUGUCAUUGUCCGCUCACUGCCCGGCAGCAACGAAGGCAUGAACGUCCUGGGGAUUGUCAUCUUCUCGGCCACCAUGGGAUUAAUGCUGGGGAGAAUGGGACCAAAUGGGAGCCCUCUCGUCAACUUCUGCCAAAGUCUGAAUGAAGCUGUCCUCAAAAUUGUAGCCAUAGUUAUCUGGUACUUUCCCUUCGGCAUCGUCUUCCUGAUUGCUGGAAAGAUCCUGGAGAUGGAUGACCCUUCAGCCAUUGGUAAAAAACUGGGCUUCUAUGCCAUCACAGUGGUGCUGGGGUUGGUGCUACAUGGCCUCUUCAUCCUCCCCUGCAUGUACUUCUUCAUCACCAAGAAGAACCCCAUUGUCUAUAUCCGGGGAAUCCUGCAAGCACUUCUAAUCGCCCUGGCCACCUCCUCCAGCUCUGCCACGCUGCCUAUCACCUUCAAGUGCCUCCUGGAGAACAACCACAUCGACAGGCGCAUCAUUCGCUUCGUGCUGCCUGUGGGCGCCACUAUCAACAUGGAUGGCACUGCGCUGUACGAGGCGGUGGCUGCUAUCUUCAUCGCCCAGGUCAACAACUACGAGCUGGACUUCGGCCAGAUCAUCACCAUCAGCAUAACCGCCACAGCAGCCAGCAUUGGAGCGGCAGGGAUCCCUCAGGCUGGACUGGUUACCAUGGUGAUUGUGCUAACAUCUGUGGGAUUGCCUACUGAUGACAUUUCCCUCAUCAUCGCUGUGGAUUGGGCACUGGACAGAUUCAGAACCAUGAUCAAUGUGAUGGGCGACGCCCUGGCUACAGGCAUCAUGGCCCAUAUCUGCCGGAAAGACUUCAACAAGGAAGGGGAUGAGGUGCCCCUGAUCUGCGAGACAAAGCCCAUGAUCAGCAUCCAGCAGCUGAUGGCCUACCAGAAGAACGGGUGCUUCCAGCCCCCCCUGGGCGGCAAGCUGGAGCACGUGCCCCCCGACGUGGCCCGCCUCAUGCAGCUGGAAGAGGGUGUGCGGCCGGAGAAGAAGAAAGUGCAGCAGCUGCCGCCGAAACGCGCCGAGAAGGACCACUGCGCCAUUGACAUGAAUGGACUGGAGACCAACGUAUAGGUGCUGCCAAGGCAGAGACUACAAUUCACGAGCAACACCCAUGGGAGAAUUCUGUCGUGUGCUUUUUUUUCACUCCAGUUUCUCUCAAUUUUGUAUUAAUUUUUUUUUGCUUUUUGUACAAGCGCACUGCAUUGUCACAUGCUUGCAUGAGGCUGGGUGUCUGUGUGUGUGUGUUGGGUGAGAGUAUUUCUUGGGAAGGCAAGAGACAAAUUUCAGAACAAGAGGAGGUCACUUGGCCUUUCUAGUUGGUUUUCUUUCGCUAGAAGCAAAUCGCAGCAUCUGCUCCUGUUGGCCACAGAGAUGAGAGAACCAGAGCGACUGUCUGCUUGGGAAAGAGAGCUCAGCUAGAACUGUUACUGUCACCAGCUGGUGGAGAAGAAGAGUUAUGAACAAGAAGUUCAAGACAUUCAGUUCUCAGAGUUCUCUUCACUCAGGUCAAAGGCAUACUUAACGGAAGGCAAUGGCAGGAGGUACUACAGAAGCAUCAUUGUCUUCUGGUUCUCCAAAUCCAUUGUGCAGCUACAGUACUGGUCAGAGUCACAUGCAAUCAGAAUUCACUGUAUUCUGCUUCCUCUUGGCCGAUGUUGUCUACGAUGUCUCAGGGUCUUCAUAACAAAUGCUCUUUUAUUGCUGUUGUGGGUGAUGUGGUCUUGUUAUGUGCGCAGGUGUGAGAGUACCAUCAGUGUGUGUGUGGAUGUGGAUGACCAAGCUGGUUUACAUUACCAUUCCUGAGUGCACUGUCCCUGUUUGAACACCCCUGUUUUGAGCCAACCUGGACUACAUACAAACAGAAAGUGCAGACUAUUUUGUUCUCCUUGAUGCUACUGCAUUUCCUGCCCUUUUGGUUUUUGUUUUAUAAGUUUUCUUAUUUAGCUUUUUUGCUCCCACUGGAAACAAGAACCCUGGAACAAAGCACACAUCUGCAGAUGCCAGAACCUAAUGUCAGGGAGUGUGCCCCAGAAAUUUUUGAACACCCACACUGCCUGCAAGCUCCUUCAAUGUAUAGAUCUCAUCUUUCUCUGUCAUUGUCUGUCUUUUUUUGCAAGACUUUUUUAUUACUUUAUACCCCAGUGUCUGACAGAUUUUGCAGUUUAAGCUUCAGGAAUUCUUUCAAAUGAUUUCCUGCACAAGCUCAGAAAAGAGGAAUGCCCAAACACCAACAUAUGGGAUAAACAGUAUAGAUUUUGAAUACAGUGUUAUCAUAUUUAUGGGAUGUCGUGUUUUUUUGCACUGGAUCUACAAUGCAUGGAGGAAUACCACUUGUCUCACCUACACAGACUGGGUAAGAGGUGACCACUAGCACAUCAGAGGAUACUGUUGGACAGAGAUAAAACAGACUCUGCCUUGGGUCCAUAAUUCCCCGAAGAUGGCUAGUCUUUGGUCUUCGCUAUUGUCCCAAAAGGUAGUGUAUUCCCUUCAGUUAUUCUAUUUUCCAACACAUGCUGCAGUGUUGAUAGCCCAAUUUUAUUUUUUUCCUUUAUUAUUAGUGUAUUGUUUUAUUAUCACUGUUCAUGAACUUACAGAAUCUGCUGUGCUUGGUGUGACAGAGAUCUCACACUUUUCAGUACUCGAGCUGGAUGAUUAUUAUAAGGUGGACUAACCACCUACUGCAGUUCACCUACAAAAUAAAUAUUCAGUUCAGUAAUGCCUUGGAUUAAAGCUCUUGUAGAAAUGUGACAAUUCUACAAUUCAAAUAGAAUUUUUUCUGCCUUGUUUGAAGACAAGUCAAUUAACUUUUUUGUCAUAAACUACAUAAUAUUUUAAAAACUUGUGUAACAAUUCCAGCGACUACAUUCUGCCAUCACUUGCAUUUAAAAUUAGCCAACUGAAUAAAAUCAAAAUGUCCCUCUUUAAAUAUCUAUAUUAUACAAAGAAAUUCAAGUCAGCUAGUUUUGGUUACUUUGCUCUUCUGCAGUGCUAAGUUUAAGAUGCACCUAAAAAGCUGGUACAAAUUAUACUAUGAAUGUGAGAAAAAAAGAAAACCUCAUGAUACUUCUUUACAAUAGCAGAUCUUACAGCACAAUCCUUGAUUACUUUCAUUGAUGGUUUAGCAUUGUUAUUUCAGAGACAUUCUCCCUGACAUUUAAUCAAUGUUGUAUUUAACGUCAGCUAUACUUUUGUAAAAUCACUUUAUUAACCCUUUACAAUUUCUUGCAUGAGGAGUUUGUCUUUUCACAUACCCCAGCU